Messenger RNA from Drosophila subpulchrella, 1104 nucleotides. RefSeq names its product thioredoxin-T. The record is from RefSeq and is a predicted model, not a curated record. Bases 114 to 614 code for a protein of 166 amino acids. Lineage: Eukaryota; Metazoa; Arthropoda; Insecta; Diptera; Drosophilidae. Gene Ontology annotation, molecular function: protein-disulfide reductase activity. The transcript is spliced from 3 exons.
GCAAGUUCAAAGAAAUUUUACUUUCCUUUUAAUUGACAGAGCACAACUCAUUCAUUUCGGUCUGAUAUUUCGGUGUGAGCAGUCGUUCAGCUCCAAAAUUUCAAAUUCCAAUCAUGGUGUACCUGGUGAGGAACAAGGACGAUCUCGACCAGCAGCUGGCCCUCGCCGAGGACAAGCUGGUGGUGAUCGAUUUCUAUGCCAACUGGUGCGGACCAUGUAAAAUUAUUGCCCCAAAAUUGGAGGAGCUGGCCCAGCAAUAUUCGGACCGUGCGGUUGUGCUCAAGGUGAAUGUGGACGACAACGAGGACAUUACGGUCGAAUACAACGUGACCAGCAUGCCGACCUUUGUCUUCAUCAAGGGCGGCGAAGUCCUGGAGCUUUUCGUUGGCGGAAACUCGGACAAGCUGGCCAAGUCCAUGGAGAAGUUUGUCGGCGAUGUGGCUGAGGCGGAUGCCGCGGAGCAUCGCCGUUCGUCCAGUCACCUGGGAGCGGGAUUGGAAUCCGAGGACGCAUGCAGUGCCGGGCCAAGUGCCUCCUCCAGUGACAGUGUCAACGAAGAUGUGGUCAUCUGCGAGCUGUCCGAACACGAUCAGGAGGCCGUUUUGGAGCACUAAUACCGAAAAUCCAUACCAUUUAAGACACCAUCAUAUACCGAAAUCCCGUUAAUACAUCCAUCGAUCCAACCCUAUAUCCCUAAGGAAGGGUUAACAAAACCACCAUACUCAAGAAUACUUUCAUAUGCUACAAGGUUGAUGUUACGGCGGACUUCAACCUUGUUCUGUAAUACUUAAAACUACUCAUGAAUCGUUAUCCUCAAUCGAUACUCCUUGGCAAAUUUAAAGAAAACUACACAUCGUGUCCGCUCGCAGUGCUCUUAUAACUUAACGAUGCUGCAACCAUAAAACCAAACCAUUGUACUACAACACUAACACAAUGCCGUGGUUGGAAAUAAUCUAUAUACUAUCUCAACUGAACGGAAAUAUGUACAACCGACACUGCUGCUCAGUUUUCCACGCAUUGCUGGUUUCUUGUUAACACUACAUAUUGUUGCUUAACACAAAAACAAGUACAAAAUAUUUAACAAAGAUAAAUUAUAACAAACUA